AUGGCAAUAGUCACAGAGAAGUCAACGGGCAACGACGCUAUCGAGGCGCUACGUGAGCCUGAUACACUGGAUGACCUGGACUUCAAAAUCUCCAUCGAGGAGAUAGCGAGGGAACUCGAGGCUACUGUUGAAGAAGUUCUGGAGGCUCAGCAAUCCGCACGAGAUCUCAAUCUCGAGGAUUCCAGGCAGCUUGCCAAGCAGCUGGUUUACACCCACGGAACCGACCCCAACUUUCCAUCAGCUGCCCUGGAGCACCUGAAGGAGUUCCUCGACAACGGCGAGCACUUCGAAAUUCCAGACGAGCAUGCCCGUGUUAUUCACGAGGCCAAGAUCAAGAUCGCCCUACUAACGAGCAAUAGCCCUUAUGCUGAGGUGCGAGCCGUUGUCGAUGCGCACGAUGACCCUUCAAUGCCCGUGAGCACCAUCCGAGCCUGGCUCAUUGGAAUGGGGUUCGUCAUCCUGGUCGCCUUUGUCAACCAGCUUUUCAUGGUCCGGCAGCCCAGCAUCUUCUUGGGCACGACAGUUGUCCAAUUGCUGGCCUUUCCGGUGGGCAAGGCCGCCGAGAAAUUUCUGCCGGAUGUUGGCUUCACCCUUUUUGGUGUCCGUCACAGCCUCAACCCAGGCAGAUUUAACCAGAAAGAGCAUAUGCUCAUAUCAAUUAUGGCCAACGUUGGAUCGACGUUGCCAAGCUCACGAUAUAUUAUCUUCACGCAGUGGAUGGACAAGUAUUUCGGGCAAAAGUACGCGAAAUCCUUCGUAUAUCAGAUUCUGCUGGCUCUGUCCACCAACCUUAUGGGAUACGGGUUUGCGGGGCUUUCGAGGAGGUUCCUGGUCUACCCUUCAUUUUGUCUGUACCCACGAUCACUCGUUACCAUUGCGCUGAAUAAGGCGCUUCACAACGAGGUGAAUCAUCCAGUCAUAGGCCCCUUGAAGAAAGUGUUCAGCAUCUCACAGUACCGCUUCUUCUCGGCAGCCUUUAUUAGCAUGUUCGUGUACUUCUGGUUUCCAGACUAUAUCUUCACGGCUAUCAGUUUGUUUAACUGGAUCGCGUGGAUUGCACCCCAGAACUUUACCCUGGCUACCAUAACAGGCAUGAACAAAGGGCUGGGGUUCAACCCCCUGCCGACAUUUGACUGGAACAUUGUCACGCAUUACGUGGAUCCCCUUGUCAUUCCCUUCAGCGUCACUGUCAACAUCUUGUUUGGCACCUUUCUUGGCGGCCUGGUCAUCAUCGGAAUCUACUACACUAACGCGUACAACACUGGGUACCUACCCAUCAACUCAAACAGCAUGUUCAACCACUACGGAAAGACCUACAACGUCUCGGUGAUUUUGGACGACCGAAGCUGGCUGGACGAAGCGAGUUAUCAGGAAUACUCUCCAGUGUUUGUGUCUGCUGCGUGGAUUUGCAGCUACUGGUUCUUCUUCUCGGUCUACGCCGCCACAAUCUCUUAUGCGUACCUUCACCACCGGCACGAUAUCGCUCUCGGCUUCCGCAGCUUGAUGAAGAGUUUCAAAAAGGGGUUCCGCGCCAACGACGAUUUCACUGAUGUCCACAGCAGACUGAUGCGUGCCUAUUCCGAAGUUCCUGAAUGGUGGUAUGCCAUUCUCAACCUCGUUGCUAUCGCUUUGGGGUGUGCUGCCAUUGCAGUCUGGCCUACUUACACAAGCGUCGGCGUUGUCUUCUUUGGUCUUGCCCUAGCACUGGUUUUCAUUAUUCCCACUGGAAUCAUCAAAGCGACGACUGGAAUGGAGGUCGAGUUCAACGUCCUCGCGGAGUUCAUCGGUGGUGGCUGGCAGCCCGGAAACGCGCUGGCUAUGAACUUCUUCAAAUGUUUCGGAUACGUGACCACGGCACAUGCUCUCGACUUUGCCAACGAUCUCAAGCUAGCUCAUUAUCUCAAGAUACCACAGCGCCAUACCUUUACGGCGCAGGUCGUGUCUACCAUCGUGUCUGCCCUUGUAUGCACAGGUGUUAUGAACUUUCAGAUCAUGAAUAUUCCUGAUCUUUGUGAAGCCAAUCAGGCAAACAGAUUCACCUGCCCCGGCGUCAAUACCUACUUCACGGCGGCCGUUCUCUUUGGCAGCCUCGGCGCCCGCAAGGUCUUCGGCACCGGAGCACAAUACACAGCCAUGCUGUCCGCCUUCCCCGUUGGCUUCGCGCUGCCCAUUGUCCUCUACUUCGUGACCAAGCGGUUGCCCAAGUCGCACUGGAUCAGCAAGAUCCACCCCGUCAUGGUCUUGAGCGGCGGCGUCCACUGGGCACCGUACAAUAUCGCCUACAUCUGGCCGGCCCUGCUGCCAGCAUGGUUCAGCAUGGUUUUCAUUCGCCGCCGCUACCUCGCUUUCUGGUCAAAGUACAAUUACAUCCUUUCGGCCGGCUUCUCAUCCGCUAUUGCCAUCGCCGGCGUUAUCAUAUUCUUCGCCGUCCACUAUCACGGGUACACGAUUGACUGGUGGGGCAAUGACCCCGAGAAGGGCUGUGAGGCGUCCUCUUGUGCCAGGCUCAAGGUGGCGAAAGGUGAUUACUUUGGCCCGAGGAAGGGGACGUACCCAGGCUUUCAGCUUCUUAUCGUCGUCUCUUCAACGUCAUCUCAUAAGAUCUACAACGAGUUCUUCGGUUGCCUGAUCGCCAUCUCAGAUGGGUCUCCUCGACACAACACGGGUGCCAGCCACGCAUGGCGGUGCAUCGUGUCUGCCAAUGUCCCAGCCCUGUUUGCUGACCCCCCAAAGAAAGCUGAAGUACCAGUUGGCGUUGAAUACUGGAUCAUGUCGACGACCAUCGUGGCACUAGAGGAGUCAGCCUCGAAAGGAUGUGCCGUUUGCGCGACCCUCUACACUGGUCUCAUGACACGCCCCUCGUGCCAAAAACACAAGAAGGUAGUGCAAGUAACAAUUGCUCACGGUGGCCAUGUUGUUACGAGACCGUCCGAUGUUUCCGAGUGGGAAGAACUGAUCUUUUAUUCUGUCAAAGGGUCUGCGACUGUCGCCGAAAGGAAGAAGGGCAUCUCGUUCUCGCAGCUUCCGAGAACGUUCCAAGAGGCGACCCUGAUUGUCCGUCGGCUGGGAGUGAGAUACCUGUGGAUCGACUCCCUUUGUAUUAUCCAAGACGACGAGGCUGAUUGGCAACGGGAAUCUGCUCAAAUGGCCUAUAUCUAUUCAAAUGCCGCACUUACUCUUGCUGCCAAUGCAUCUCAUGACUCCAGGGGUGGCUGCUUCAGACCCACUCCGAGCCUCUCCGGGUCUAAGUCUUGGGAGGUCGCAGUGGAAUACAAAACAUUAGACGAUGGCCAGGCUCACUCUCUGACCCGGGGCAAAUUAGAUGACCCCAGCCAGAAAUCAAAAGACGUAGGCUGGCUCGACGAGAAUCAAAUUAAGGAUUAUUGGGAAGAUUGGCAAUCAGGAGGACAGGCAUGCUCGAUUUUCAGUGGUGCGGGACAGGCCUCAAUCAUGCGAUAUUUACCAGGCAACAACCCGCCAGGUUCACUCGUCCGCAAUAAUCCUGAGAAAGUCGAAACCGUCAAUACCAGCGACAGUAGCAGAGACAGAAGCUCAGACAACAAAGAGCAGUCAGAUCAGUUACAGAGACGCCCAUGUUCUCUCGGGAAGCUUGGAACAUUGAAACGCUCGACUGGUGUGUACGUGCGGGAAGUCUUCAAUCACGAUGAGUUCAACUCCGACGAUUUUAGCGACGAAAUCAAGUGCCCUCUCAGCAAGCGGGCGUGGGCCCUUCAGGAGAGGCUCCUUUCGACGCGCAUUUUACAUUUCACAGCUUCGGAGCUUGUCUGGGAAUGCAAAUCUGCGACAUAUUGCCAGUGCGGAUUGGUGGAAAGCGAACCACGGGGAUUCGGGUUGGAUUUCCGGCCUAAGAAGUCAAUGAAGCUCGGUUUCGACCGUGCUCUCCGAGAAGCGAGCGAGGGCAAGCCGGCGCAAAUCGAUAGCUUGUGGCAGGCGCUUGUCAGCAAUUACACGUAUAGGUCCUUGAGCCACGCGAAAGAUCGUCUGGCAGCGGCAUCGGGCCUCGCGAAGCGACUGAAGCAAGCCAACAGGGGAGAAUACUUUGCAGGAAUGUGGAGGAAAUAUCUCCGAGAGCAUAUGACCUGGCAGAUGGUGCCGAUGGAGCUACACAACCGACACGAGACAUACAUUGCACCGACAUGGUCUUGGGCAUCGGUCUUGAGUCCCGUAUACUUCCUUCAGCAUUUUGUAGACGACACAGAACUAGGACUGGCUGCGCCGGAGCCCAUUUUUGUUGUUGAGGUUAUCGACGUUCAAUAUUCAGUCGCUGGGCUUGAUCCCACGGGCUCACUCUCUGACGCAGUGCUCACUAUUCGCGCGCCUGUCCUACCAGCAGAGCUGCUGAGUAGCGUGUGCAUGGAGUAUAGGCCGGAUGGCCCAGACGUCGAAGAGUUCCGCUUCGACGUCAGGCAUCCACAAACUGGGAAAACAGUCGAUAUGAGACCAGAUUCAGAAUCGGAUGUGAAUACCUCAACCGGGAAACAAGAUGUACUGUGCGUCCAAUGGACAAAGCAAAUGGACGCAGAACCAAUACUUGCAGAGUGCAGAAAACUUGGGGUUGAAGGACCAUGGUUUGGGUUACUGUCGUUUUUCCUGGUUGUCCGUAAAUCCACCAAGAGACUUCAUAAGUAUGAAAGGAUCGGUCUGGGGAUAUUCGUGCGGUCAUAUGAUGACCAGAUGGAUGCUCUGAGCAAGUCUCCUCAGGAGCAAAGCGAAAUCGACAAGUGGUUUCAAGGAGCAAGCUUCCAGACACUGGACUUGAUAUAG
Molecule: messenger RNA, 4785 nt
Organism: Diaporthe amygdali
Lineage: Eukaryota; Fungi; Ascomycota; Sordariomycetes; Diaporthales; Diaporthaceae
Product: Oligopeptide transporter 2
Exons: 13
Coding region: 1-4785 (1594 amino acids)
Biological process (GO): transmembrane transport
Molecular function (GO): oligopeptide transmembrane transporter activity
Source: RefSeq, a predicted model, not a curated record